CCCGACAUAGGCUCCAGAAGACGGGCCUGCCUCAUUUGCAGACAGUGACAUUUACCUUGUGUCCCGCCUACAAGGCGUGGAAUUGGAUCCUGUUUCCAAAAGUGUUUCAUUGGAAGGGGGAUACCAAAGCAUCAUCGAUGGCCCAGCUACAGGGGGAGCUGACAAAGUGGUUUCUGCAGCAGAGCUGUGAGAGUGAUUGACCCCCUCAACACGUCUCCAUUAGGGUGCUAAGACAGAACAGCCAUGCCACCCCCGUCUGACAUUGUGAAGGUGGCCAUCGAAUGGCCUGGUGCUAAUGCUCAACUUAUUGAGAUCGACCAGAAAAAGCCUUUGUCUUCAAUAAUACGGGAAGUAUGUGAUGGCUGGUCUCUGUCAGGCUCAGAGCAGUUUGCUCUACGUUACGCCGAUGGCCCUCAGCUCUAUAUCACUGAGCAGAGCCGGGGUGAAAUCAAGAACGGAACCAUCCUUCGAUUAGCCAUUUCUCCUGCUCGUGCUGCUCGUCAGCUGCUGGAGCGGAUCCAGUCCCAUGGCAUCGAUGCUCGCCUGGAGGCUCUGAAGGAGCUGGCCAAGCUGUCGGCAGACCCCACCUUUGCAACAGAGUUCAUCAACAUGGAGGGCAUUGGGACACUGGCCCGUCUUGUGGAGAGUGGCACCCACUUUGGUGAGAUGUUGGCCUUCACUCUCACGGCCUUCCUGGAGCUGAUGGAUCAUGGCAUCGUAUCCUGGGACCUUCUUUCCCUCUCCUUCAUCAAACAGAUUGCAGGCUACGUGAACCAGCCCAUGGUGGAUGUGUCCAUCCUGCAGCGCUCGCUGGCCAUCCUGGAGAGCAUGGUCCUCAACAGCCACAGCCUCUACCACCGAGUGGCACAGGAGAUCACCGUGGGACAACUCAUCGGGCACCUGCAAGUGUCUAACCAAGAGAUCCAGACCUACGCCAUCGCCCUCAUCAACGCCCUUUUCCUAAAGGCACCAGAGGACAGACGGCAGGAGGAUUAUACUAACCCGCUGGACCAGCAGCUCACUGAGAUGGCAAGCACUUUGGCUCAGAAACACCUGCGAUCCAUCAUCCUCAAUCAUGUUAUUAGAGGCAAUCGACCAAUCAAAGCAGAAAUGGCACAUCAGCUGUAUGUGCUCCAGGUGUUGACCUUUAACCUCUUGGAGGAACGUAUGAUGACCAAAAUGGAUCCUAAUGACCAGGCUCAGCGGGAUAUCAUCUUUGAGCUGCGCAGGAUUGCCUUUGAUGGAGAAAAUGACCCCACUGGCACAGAGAAGAGAAAGGCCAUGCACACCAAGGACUACAAAAUGCUAGGUUUUACUAAUCACGUGAACCCUGCCAUGGAUUUCACCCAGACGCCUCCAGGGAUGCUAGCGCUGGACAACAUGCUGUACCUGGCCAAGCUCCACCAGGACACAUACAUCAGGAUUGUCCUGGAGAACAGCAGCCGCGAGGACAAGCACGAAUGCCCCUUUGGCCGCUGUGCCAUCGAGCUCACCCGAAUGCUGUGUGAGAUACUCCAGGUUGGAGAGCUGCCUAAUGAGGGCUGCAAUGACUACCACCCCAUGUUCUUCACCCAUGACCGGGCUUGGGAGGAGUUCUUUUGUGUUUGCAUCCAGUUGCUCAAUAAAACAUGGAAAGAGAUGAGGGCCACGGCUGAGGACUUCAAUAAGGUGAUGCAGGUGGUCCGUGAGCAGAUCACCCGGGCUCUGGCCAUGAAGCCGUCAUCUCUGGACCAGCUGAAGAGUAAACUGCGGGGCCUCAACUAUUCAGAGAUUCUGCGUUUGCGGCAGUCGGAAAGAAUGAGCCAGGAUGACUUCCAGUCUCCGCCUAUCAUUGAGCUGCGGGAGAGGAUUCAGCCUGAGAUCUUGGAGCUCAUCAAGCAACAACGUCUCAACCGCCUGUGUGAGGGAAGCUGCUUCCGGAAACUGGGGAACCGCCGAAGGCAAGAGAAGUUCUGGUUCUGCAGACUCUCUCUGAAUCACAAAGUGCUGCACUACGGGGACUUGGAUGAGUCACCCCAGGGGGAAGUGCCUUUUGAGCUACUCAGUGACAAGAUCCCUGUAUCGGACAUCAAGUCGGUGGUGACGGGGAAGGACUGCCCCCAUAUGAAAGAGAAAAGCGCACUGAAGCAGAACAAAGAGGUGCUGGAGCUCGCAUUCUCCGUCCUCUAUGAUCCUGAUGAGACGCUCAAUUUUGUAGCUCCCAACAAGUACGAGUAUUGUAUCUGGACUGAUGGGCUGUGUGCGCUGCUGGGCAGAGAGAUGGGCAGUGACCUCACGCGCAGCGACCUGGACACUCUCAUCAGCAUGGAGAUGAAGCUCCGCCUCCUCGACCUCGAGAACAUCACCAUUCCAGAAGCCCCGCCCCCCGUGCCCAAGGAGCCUAGCUCAUACAACUUCACCUAUAACUACAGCUGAGGUGUGCGUGCGUUUGUGUGCAUGUGUGUGUUAGUGACGGAUGGGUAUACUCAGUCUUUUGAAAAGUCAACAUGAAUUUAGCUUUAAAUUUGAGCACCGCGCACGGCUAUUUACAUUUUCCAUGUUUUACAACCAUGGAGAAGAACCAUCCAAGUUUGUGAUACUCUUGACACCUAGAAAAAAAUACUGGGAAUUAGUCACAGAAUAUCGGCCUAGAUAUGAUGCAGAGGCAGGUCAAGUUGGAGGAUAAUUUCCAUUCCUUACUAUAAGAUUGUUGCUUUCGACUUGUUUAUCAUACUUGGAAAGAAGUGUUAUAUCACACUGUUUUUAUCUGUCAGUCACUCUAUUGAUUUAACAUAUUUGACUUGCACUUCCUCUUAACCUUGUGCACACUUUUAUAGCCUAUUACACACCGUCUUUAUUGUGUGAAGGAAAUAGAUUAUUCCGCUGGAUUAAUCAAAUGAUGCAAGUUUUUGACCCGUGAAAAUGCCCGUCAUUAGUGUUUGUGUUUGUGUAUGUGUGGGCGUGAAUGUGUAUGUGUGCAGAUGUAGAGAUUUAUUGUAGAUUAUGUGAAGAGAUAUAAGGAAUUGUUCCUGGGUCCAACAUAAUUAUAAUAUUUUUGAGCCUAAGGGGCCGAACAGUCGGUAUGUGGCACUGCAGGUGUGCCAUUCAUUUUCCAUGAGAGGUCGGUGGAGAAUGGAUGUCGCUGGCUCUGCCUUAAAUUCUGCUUUUGGAACUGAAAAUAAACCUGCCCCCUGAAUACCAGGGGAUCAGAGUGAUUCACUGAUACUGGCCACUUGCUUGUGUACCGUCUGUUCAGAGCCUAAUGCCCUCACAAUUGAAAUCUCAGUGCCAAGUGGUGAGGUCCAAGGUACUGACUCAGUUUGAGACAUUGUACCAGUGCAUUACAAAAACAUGAUUAUAGUUGAUAUAUGAACCUAAAAAAAAAAUUGCUGUUGCUUUGAAUCAUAAUCACUCCAUUGCCUUAUCAGUCGUAUCUCUCUGUAUACUUUAAAAGAUUUUAACGAUAGGUCACAGUGAUAUUUCUCUUAGUGCAGUAUUUUCAUUUUGCAGCGCACUUACCUUGACACGCCUCUGUCAUGAGUCAGCGUCUGAUGUCGGAAGCCCCUGGUUUUUGCAUUAACUGCCAGUUUUUAGGCUUGAUUUUUAGACUUUUUAGUAAUACCUGCAAAGACGCAGAACAGCAAAGCAAAAAUUACGGGAAACGAGACUGUGUCUGCUUUAGUUAAUGUGCCAGAAGCAUCUAACACCCCCUACCACCACCACUCAACACACACACACACACACACACACACACACACACACACACACACACACACACACACACACACACCUCCUCUCCCCCGCCUCCCAGCCCCUCCUUCUAGGCUAAUCAAAAACAGCUGAGUGACAUGACCAUGGGCAUCAGGGACAGCUAAUAUUUGAUCGACUGUUCCACAUGGGAGUUAUGUGUGCUAAAAAUAACUACAUUGUUGAAGUGUAAAAUUAGUUUAAGCGCUGUUUGAUUUCGGUGUUAUUUGUUGCCAACUUUUUGGGUAGGUUAUUCAUGUCACUUUGUGCCCCAUUAUCUUCUAAUCCAGUACUAAUCAAUAUUGUCAUUUGUUAUUCAGAAUAGAAUUAUAUUUUUGUAAAUGACUGUAUAAUCUUAUCAGCUGUGAAGGGAAUGGAUAUUGAAUUAACAUAGCAGUUUCAUUUUGUGCCAGUCUGUACAGUACAUUGCACUCACGCAUUAGGAUAUUUUACAGUGCACAAAACAAGCUUUUGCAAUCUUCACAUUUUUUAUUCAAUCUCAGCCACAUUUUUUUAAGCCACAUGUGUUGAGUUAGGUUUAGGAGUGACACUCAGCCCAGCACCUAAUGAUGUCAGUGUUUAUGUAUCUUAUGCUACUAAAGAGAACAAGAAAAAAAAAAAUGGUUAUGCUGUCAUACGUAUGGUUUGUAAAAAAAAAAGGAUUAUAUUUGAAGCUUGUUUUUUUUUUUUUUUUUUUUCCAAAAAUGUUUGUUCUGUUCUAUUUUUAACUGAAGCUGGAGAUUUUAAUUAGUCAGUUUAAAAACUUAUUUUAUAUUCCAGUAGGUCAUGCAGUUUUUUCGGGCACUGCUGCCAAAAUCUCGAAGCUGCUCUCAGAAUACCACGACUGCAGCUGGAAUAUAUCAGUCAACACGGAGUGACACACACUGAGUAAAGGAUUGUUGCAUUGGAUGUACUAACAGUAUGACUUGAAGUUCUAGCAUAUGGUACUCUUUUACAUGACUUGCUAAACUAUUUAUUUAUACUUGCUAGUGCUAGUAUUGAAUGACAUGUUGUUAGUUAAGAAAUAACAACAUUAAAUCUAAAUAUGGUAUUCAUAUAUAGACCAUUGUAUGUAUAUAUUGUGUUGCCUUAUUAAAGAAAAUGUAUUAUGUUUUGUGUGAAUAAAUAGUCUAACUACUCUUGAA
This is a messenger RNA of Myripristis murdjan (pinecone soldierfish), 4871 nucleotides long. RefSeq names its product engulfment and cell motility 2 (gene elmo2). NCBI's taxonomy places the organism in Eukaryota, Metazoa, Chordata, Actinopteri, Holocentriformes, Holocentridae. Gene Ontology annotation, biological process: actin filament organization; cell motility. The transcript has 23 exons. The coding region runs from base 244 to 2415 and encodes 723 amino acids. The record is from RefSeq and is a predicted model, not a curated record.